AUGGGCAAACGAACUCUCAUCAGUGAUGUCGUCCAAACUCCAAGGGGAGUCCAUUUGCGGUUUGGAGACGUUUCAGCCGAUGAAAUUGCUAUUGACGAGGAAAUAUCUAUCAAGUCAUCCCUCUUUCGAGCGUCAACUGAAUCACGUAUGAAGACACGCUCAAGUUCCAGAAGGAAGUCUCUGAUUACCCCUAGUACAAAGGAAAAGUAGGUUUUUUUUAUUGGCGCUAACUUCAACAGGUUUGUCGUACGGAAAUCGACGGAUCUUAGGAGAUUCAAAACCGUAGAAGAUCGGGUGAAUGCCAUAAUAUCAAGUCCAAUGGUGGAGGUUCGGCGCCGUCCCUUAGGUCAAUCUCAAUCCUUCACGUCAAUGGAUGGUAAGAGAUCGUUUUUUUGCCUAAAACACUCAGUUGAUCAACCCCGAACUCCUCUUCACGUACCCAAGAAAAAUGACGGUAUGGCGAUAGCUUCCCGCCGGCUGUCAACAUUGCUUCUCUCGAAACACGCCGCACUAGCACAGUCCAUGCCGUCAUUAGGAACCGAGAGGGCAUCUGUUUGUCCAGGAGCCCUCAGUAGGCGCAGGACCUCUGCAUUCCAUACGAACACGCCCGUUCGUCGUUCGGAAUACUUCGGGUAAUUGUCCUUGUGGGGCUGUUUUCAAUCAACGGAAUGCCUCUACAUUCAAAUACUGUUGUCCAAACUUUCGGCGCAAUAUUUAUUCCGGCGGAUUAUUUCUUUUUCAGGCUUCCCCUCUAUAGUAUUUACUUUAGUGGCAUUCUUGCACAUCACCUGCCAGCACUCACUCGGGUUGUAAAACAACUGUGCUGACUAUUUCGAUCGCUCAUAGUGCACCUAAAGUCGUCAGAACUGGUUGUCAAAGCCAACACGAGACCAUUUAAGCUUUACGUUUGCGCCUUGAGACCGAACCAUCGGUGUCGACGAACCAAUUCUGGAAUAAGACUUUCAUGUACUGGACGCGUGUUAGCCUAUACGUAAUACCUCGCCGACCAGAAAUGGUCAAGAUGCAGUAAAUUAACUGCUGGUCACGACUUCCAAAUGCAGGGCGCAUUUUGUCCUGCUUCUAGUCGUCAGUCUUUCCCCCUGAACCACCGUGUAGUUUGAGGACGUCUUGGCACUGUUUGAUUACAGGAUCUUCGGGCCAGAGUUUGAGAUAUGAAGGCCAUACAGACGCCUCUACUAGAGUGGUCAUCAAGGCAGAUGGUAAAUCAAUGUUUAAAGGUUGCCUUGAAAUAGAUCUUGAAAUUAUCCCAGGUCUCCGCAAUCGUUCACAAUCGUGUCACUUACGCAGUCAUCUACCAGUACCGUUUUCUGCCGUAGUGGGCUUGUUUCAGUCGCCAAGACCCUGAAUACGGCUAGUGUUGCCAACGGCUCACUCAACUCUGUCUCCUGGAUUCUACAUUUGAAUUUGCUUGUUCAUCGGGAUUCACCGUGAUUAAUGCUGCAUAAUGCCGUAUUAUCAAAGCUAUUUAGGUUGAUUCAAGCGUACUACCAAAGAAGGGCGAAGUCCAGAUGAAUGGGGGAGGGGGUGGUUUAUUUGAUGUCGCUUAGGAUUUUCGUCAGAACUGAUCUCAUUAAGUCUAUUUGCUUGCAUGUUAAGCGGCUUCCUUUAGAAUGUACCGUCAGACCAUUCUCGUGUUACAGUAGGUCGUGAUACAUUUUAUAGAGCCUUAAAACACAAAAAGCUGGUACAUCGUGCGGGACCACGCUGUUUGUGACGCACAGACGAUCCGCUUAGCUUUGUCAGCCAUUGGGCCAAAACCCGCCACCGAGUCAAUAUGAGUUAGACAGAUGCUGCGCAAGUCUGCUAUCACUAAACUAAUUCACGUGCAAGACCGUUCUGUAUCCGCCACGUCGUGGGGCGCACGGUGGUAAUCAUCGGUCGCGUUGGUCAAACUGUUUAUCGACAGUUGCGAUGGAAAAAUUACAAUCUUACUGGCCUUGCCUGCUCAAAGCAAUUGUCAAUUUCGGUUUCCACCCGUUGCUCUUUCAAGAUAGAUGACAGAAAUCAAAGACGAGACGGAUUUUCUUGCGCGUAGACAGCUGUACGCAGUAGUCCAUGCUGGGUUAUGAAUCGCAUACCCCAGUUGCCGCUAUUCUUGAUGUUUUGUUUUGUUGUUGGGUUAAAAGCCAUCCUUGCGAAUAUUUGAAGUCUCGGCUGCACACUUUGCGGAACGGGAUUGUGACGGACAGCGAAACGAUGUGAGGAAUGGUAAGAGACGGCAUUGAAGGUCAGGUCUUCAGCUGCUAUGUCGGAAGCACCACCCAUAGCACCCGACGCUGGAAUCUCAGAAACCGCCGGGCUGACCGAGCCUGCGCACAUGCCCUCUGUAUUUAACUGUUGUAGGCCUGUUCUGUUGCCUGGUAUUCCGCAAGCCUUAUACUCCAAUUUUGGGCUGUCAUCCUAGUAGUAGUGAUGGAAAACUGCCGGCAUUACCCGUUGCAUCAUUGAAGGAAGCCAUCCGUAACUGUUACUCAAAAGUCACGAACAUCUUGGAUGGUCAGUGUAAGUCGGACUUGAGGCGGUGACACUAAGGCGGUUUUUGUUCGAAUCUAGCGUUUCAUUGUCUCAUGAGCAACAUCAUGACUCAUUAAGUCGUGGCUUGAAAAUUUGCCAGAAAAUAGGGUAACUCUGUCCAAAUCAGUACUGACGGUCAGGCCAUAAUGGAUUUUUUUCAAUGUGGUUUAUAUAGCACUUUCACUUCUGCUUCAGAAGUCUGUCCUACUAGGAUAAAGUUCUCCCUUAGGCCGCCGCCGUUCACUUCCUGGGACCGUGACGGUCGUUGUCACUUGGGACUAACAAAUUUGCUAAGUUGGACGUGACAAGAUGGAUUAAUACCAAUUGCAUGAACUUAGUAUAUAAGCCUGAUUAAGUCGCUGGAUCUUAGUCUUCGACCUAGUUUUCAGAACCAAAGCGUCUGAUAUUCAGCAGUCAUAAUCUUAUCGCCAGCACGAUAUUUCAUCCUCACUUUCAUGAAAAAGUAGCACAUACAUCUUCCGUAGUGUUCAGUUCAUCUACUUUAAAUUACAGCUAUUACUUUGGAGUUCUGAACAUUGGCGCAUAAUCUAUAUGCUCAUGUUGCGCUAGUUCUUCAUUUUCUAUUCUAUGAAACACAUGUUAAAAUUUCUCGCCAUCAGCCGGUUGUGCUGUACGAAUAAUUCCUGCUUCCAAUUGGGUAAAUAUCGAUUUCAGUUCACCUUCGUCAAUGGCUCCGCCAACCCAUGAAAGUCCAGCCCAUGAGGUAGUCAAAGCUGAUGCAGAACCCGAGCCGGUGGAUGACUCUGAAAACCUACCGCCUGGAAAUGAGGCGAAGCCGAUCCCCGAAUCAGCGCCAUCUGAACGGAUGGAGCCGUCAUCUGUUGGAGAGUUUCGUGUUCUGGUCGACAUGGAGGCCGCUAGGCUUAAAGCUACGAAGGCAGCAUGGGAGGAUGUUGUUGAUGAGGAGGGUAGCGCUAUACCUGAUGUCGGCAAGUUAUAUACUAUUUUCUUCCUACUUAAUUACUUACUAGUACCUAAACUUUUAAAUGUCUAUUGCGAUCGAAAUAACCGGUCCCUACUUUACAGCCCUUGAUAGCAUUCGCGCCGCAGUGGGAAAGUGCGGCCUAUUACUGGCCAAAAAGUUCCCCUUCUUCCACCACCUUAUUGACAUGGCGGAUGCCAGUCUCCACCCACUGGAAUCGGCCACUGAAACACCUACUCCCUCCGCUGACGUCAAUGAUUUGCUCGGGUAUUGGACCACCAUCGCUUCCGAGAUUGAACAAAUUGACAGUGCAUUCGAGCGCCUUCGAAUGUGGCGCGAGAAUUCUAGAUGGGCAUUGGAAUCGCAGCCUAAGACACCGAAUCGGUUUGAGGCAAAGAAAGAGCCUACCAAACUGGCUUCUCGCCUUCCUCGUGCCAGGAAGGAUUUAAAUCCAUUCGCGUUGCCGAAGAAUGUCAGCAGCAAGAUCAAGGACACUCCCAAAUCGUCGAAGGUAUUACUUUAGAGAGAAACUUAUUCUAUGGUCUCUCAUCCCUAUCAUUUUGACUAGCGCCUUGCCCGUACCGUCCAGCAAGCCUGAGGGAGAGAACGUUCACCACUUUGAAAUUCCUUGUAAUGCAAGUGUUGGGCGUUAUUUAUUGUUACGACUAGGGUUUCAGAAGUCGCUCUUCCAUAUUUUCGAUAUUCUUUUCAUCGACAGAAAAAACUUGAUGUAAAACAUCCGAUAAAUUAAUAUUUUGUGUCAUUACUUUAAAAUGCGUGGUUUCUAAGUACACUAAAUGUAUUUUAUACUAAACUUGGUGAAAUAGUGACGCAUUUCCCCAUGAUUUCUGUUCUCCAGCCUGUUUCCCAUCCAAAAAGCAAUCAGGUAGAUAUUCGCAUCGAAGAUUUUAUUUACAGAGGAUGUAUUCCAAUAUAUUUUCCACUUUGUUUUCCUCAGCGUCUCCUCCGUUCCUCUAAAAAGACAGCCUCGAAGAUCCCGGCUUCAUCAACAUUCAAGAGAUCUAAUUUCGCUGAAUUUCGAGCUCAGCUCAAAGCCAAAAGAGCAGAAACCUUCAAAACCCCUGAGGCACCCAAGGUGACAAGGACAACUAGUAAGUUUUAUUAACUAGCUGUUUGCGUUUUUCACAGCCUCGGGGAAACUGACUGAUUUUACCUUAACUAACCUUGCGGACUUGCAUUUCAAUAACCCCUCCCAGCCGACCCGAAAAUACAAGUGUGUGAUUUUCUUAGUCGCCUCUUUGCAACGAACCUGUUUGCUUGCUAAAAUCUACAAGUCGACACUGGUGCCCUGGCUCCACGAGGUGUCAACAAGCGUGGGAAGAUGAAGUCGCUCCUGGUGACACGGGCUUGGUCAUACGGCCGGUCAGAUCGGCUGUAUUAUAGGCUGGUUCAAGGCUACACAGCCGGGUUCACGAUAGCAGAUCGACGCAUGGGGCCGAGACCGAUAACGAGCAUGGGUCAGACCGUUCUCGUUCGCACACGGCUGAAAGCGCACCUCUCAUCCGGACCAAGAUGCCACGUACUAUUCGCCUUAAUGUCGCAAAGAAUGAGACACGAUCGCUGGAACAAGAGCUUUAUUAGCCGGACGUUUCGGAUUCUCGGCGAUCGUGUUUCUUUCUUCGCGACUACUUCCUGGAUCUCGUCUCCUCCUUUCUAUUAGCAAAACCUCGACGAACCAGCACCCCAGAGGCCUUAAGCUUAGAAAUCCGGCCUUUUAUUAUGAUCCAAUCCGACGGAGAAGGCCGUAGCCAAUGGUCACCAAUGAAGUCGUCAGUCUAUGAGGCAGCUGAGAAGACUCUUGGUUCAUUCAUUGGCACCAAAGUGCCUACAUCAGCCGAAAGACCCUGCAGUUGUCUGCCCAGACGGUUCACUUCAGCUCGUCCAAUGAUGAUACCUUCGCCGACCGCGAAAAACGAUGGCAAAGUCGACUAGGGAUGACCGACGGAUGUAUUGGGUUGAAACAUUAACCUCCAUGGAACAGACAUUGACUUACUUAUACUUGGUACGGCUGCGAUUAUGCCUGGUCUAGCCGGACUAGAUGAUGUCCCGAACUGUACCUGUCCGCGCGCGACGAUUCGCGACAGCAGAUCUGGAUAGUCCAACCCAUUCUUUUCGCCGACGACGGAGACCGAAUACUGACGGUCCAAGAACCACUUCCGUGUCAUGACGAACUGUGUCGAGCCAGGUUCUGAAUUGACCUCCUCUUCGGGGAUAACGUAGCCGGAUCGAGGGCAGUAACACUGAGCUCCUGAGGUGGACGACGAAGGACAGGCCCAAACCACCUCAGUCGUCUUUCUUGGGUGGCCUGGAUUAUCCUUACGAUGACUCAGCGAGUGCUGACUGUCUCAUUUGAGGCGAAGUCGGUAUCCUUCACUCGAACGAUGGUCCUCAAGCACUUGUGGUCAAAUGCCUUCAGUUUUCGCUCGUCUUCACGCGCACAGCCCGGCAUUCACAACCGUAGAGAAGAACAGACCGGAGGAACGCAUGGUACACGCGAAUCUUGGUGGCAAUGGAGACUUGGGAAAACCUGGCGGGAGUCAUCAAAUCUGGAGACAAUGUCUUCCUCACUCUAUCCAUCCGACAGCAGUCUAGCCCGAGAUAUUUAAAACUGUCUACUUCUUCAAUUUGACAGCCCUAAAACCUAAAAAGUGCCUUCUCUUGGUUGGGGAUGCAGCUUGAAAACACCUUGGCCUUUACAACAUCUAUGGAUAAACCAACAGAUUUAGCGACCUCGUUCAGUCGUGACACCAUUGAAGCUAUUAAGGUGAUAUCAUCGGCAUAAGCGAGUUCAGUCAGCCAGUAUCCGGGAGUAAACUCAACACCGUCAUCUUCGUGUGGGGCCCUCCCAAAAAUCGAGUCAAUAGUGCGGUUGAACGGAACGGGCGACAGGAUACAACCCUGCCGAAUGGCAGAUCGAAUACCGAGCGGUUGGAAAAGGUUGUUGUGGACUAGAACUCGCGCAGUGGUGGGACGACUAGGCCCUGAUCAUAGCUAUUAUUUUUGGCCGUGUGCCAUCUGGUGCCAUUAUCCGCCACGGGGACUCCGGAUGGACGGAAUCGAACGCGGCAGCAAAGUCAAAAAACAGACGGCUGUCGGUUACUGGCAGCUAUGGCCGAAUUUGCGAAUGCACCCCAUUGUAAAUACCUGGUCCGUACAUCCACGUCCAGCACGAAAUCCGGCUUGGGUUGGCCUCGUUCUUGAGUUACGAACGGCCUGGAAUCGCCUGAGAAGGAUAUUAACGAAGAUCUCCGCAGCAACACCGACGAUGCAUAUGCCGCGGUACUUCUUGCAUCUCGUCUUAUCUUCCUUCUUGAGGAUAGGCGCAAGGAUGUCCGAGCCCUCGUCAUCAGGGACAACCUUAUCUUAUCACUCCUGUUCACUAACCUCAUAGAGCCAGGGCGUCUGAGUGUCGGCACAUAACUUGUAGAUUUCCGCGGGUAUACCGUCUUCUCAGGGUGUCUUCUUGUUGCGUAGCCUUUGUAUGACAUAAGCGACUUCUUCAGAAGGAAGUCGCUUGGCAUUGUAUAGUUUGGAGAAGGAAAAAACCCCGCUGCAGAGGAGAGCAAGGGCGUGGUGGGUUAUGCAUCGUAAUUGAGAUAGUGCUCGAAGUGCUCACACCGGUGCUCGACUUUGGCUCAGUUGUCAGAAAUAAAGCCGCCAUUCGCGUCGUGAACAGUCACUCAGUGCAGACGGCUUACCACUAGCAUGGCGUAUAAAUUGGUAGAGUUUUCGAGUGUCACCAAAGUUCGCGACCCGUUCCAUGGAGGUCGCUAUUUCAGCCCAAUAUUUCUUCCGGUCAUCCCUGGCCGACUUUGCUGUCAUCUGAAGUUGGCGGAAGGAAUCGUCAUUGGGGACCUAGCUUGAGCCGUCUGCAGGGUUCUUCCCCUGAUCCAGUCACUGCGGUGUCGCUGGGUAUAUCCAAGAAUUCUCUCAGGUGCACCACAGACUGAUGUUUUCAGUGACGACCACUGGUUACUGCCUUCUCCGUCGGCUAGGGCCGUAAAACAGGACCGGAUUUAUCUGCUCAGAGCCUCGGCAAUGCUGAGUUGUCAGAUUUUUUCUCCAUUGGGGUGUCCAACACGUGGCAUUUUUGGCGCGGAUGAGAAGCGAACUUUCAAGCGUAUACGGACAUGGUCCGACCCAUGAACGUUACCCGUCUGGGCACCACGCAUCGAUCUACUAACGUGAACCCAGCUGCGAAACCUUGAGCUGAUUAGAAUGUAGUCAGUAUGACUGACCGUAUGACUAUCUUGUGAAUACCAAGUUUGCUUCGAUGUUGGAAGCACGUCUUGGUGACAAGCAGUCGAUUCUAACAAAGUUCAGCAAUUUCUGGCCAUUGUCACAUUGAGAACCAAGCCCACAGCGGCCAGUAAGAGGACUGUUUGUGAAGUCGCCGGGUCCAGUCCGGCCAUUCCAAUCUCCGUCUACAAUCAGCAGGUAGUGGCAAGGGAGUCUUUCAACUAACUCUUGCAGCUGUGAGUAAAACGCCCUUCUAUCGCGAUGUUCGGCAGCCGAAGUUGUUGCGUACACAGAGACGAUAGAGAUAUUCGGGAAGUGGCCCUUCAGUUGCACCUAGGCAAUUCGGUUGUUGGCUGGUCCCCAAGUAAGUAAAGCGAGGUUCGUUUGUUGCAAAAGGGCUAUCGCCAUACCGUAUGUCAGAAGAGUCGCAUGGGCCGCUGUGGUACAGGGUGAAAUUCGAGUCGACUCCAGGGAUCUUAAUUUGCCGACAGCCUAAGUAGAUAAGUCGGACUUCAGCUAGGCAGCAGACCUGCACGUUGUACUGAUAAAGGUUGCGCGCGGUCAGACUUUAGGUUCCAGAUCCCAGAAGCGUUCGCACACUCCAGCAUCCAAUACCAAGAGUCCGUCCCUGCUUGCGUAGUCCAGCUUGCACACUAUUCGCCCGCACCACUGGAAAUGCGGACGCUACGCCGUGGAUCGUAAUACUGUAGUUGAAGUUUCUUGGAACCUUUGAGUACUGACGAAUCCCCGACAGCCACUCGAAUUAUUUGUUCGAGGUUGUCUCCUCUAACGCUUUGGCUUAAAAGCCUAGACACAGGGCAGCGGUGGCAAGCAAACUUUUUUUUAAUGGAGGUUCACGGUCGCCAUGUCGCAGUAGUGCAAUCGGGUUUUGCGGCUUAUUCGUCAGACCUGGGUCUGCUUGCUUCGCAGUCAACCCUCAUUGAAGGCCGUUCCACUAUCCGCCACCUGUGGACCCUCCGGGUAUCCAGUAGGCUAACGGGCAAGCCGUUUUUCCGGUCCCCACGCUACCGGCAGUUGCUGAGUUACGUGCAUCCAUCGCUUACUCGUGACAAAGGCAUUGUGUGCUACCGGAUGCUAGACUGAUCCCAACCUAGUGCUACUGAAAAGUCGACCACAAAUCCAACCUCUGGGAAAGACUGAACUCUGCAGUACUGGAAAACGUCGACUGCGGUUAGGGUCUCACCGGCAGAAUGAACGCCAACCCGCAGGGUGAACAUGUUAAAAACACGUGAAACAGAUUUCGCGACGCCUUCUGCACCGCUGUUACCGAAUUUUUUGAGAAUGCGCGCCGACAUCGACACGCGAUGGUCGACACCGGAGUCUACCACCUGCUUCUUCAAACGAAGUAACUUCUCAAAGCCCACUUGAGGCAUGCUUCAUUAGUAACACAGACUACCGGAGAUGCAAGAAAUUGAUUGUCCUGGAGGGCAGAAUACAUCUGAGGAUUCGCGUUGUAUAGUAAAUUUAAGAACAUCACAACCAUCAGGAAGUUAACGAACCCUAUCUCCCCUGCAACUUUUUCACGGUUCUGUUGGGAGGAGGCCAUCCUGCUAGGAGAUAAGGAUUUACCAUUGCCGCGCCGAGUAUUUUGGGUACGUUUUCAAUCGUCCCAGUCUGCGGAAGACCGUUACCAGACUUAGCUAAAUGAAAAUGUGCGCUUACACCCAUCGUCUGCCGUCCUUCAGAGAGACAGCCGGAGCAUUGCGGAAGCCGCUCAACGACAAAGCCCCGACGCGCAUUCUUCACAAUCUCUUGACUGCACACCUGGAAGAAUGACAUUUCCAAAGACUAAGUGGAUUUCGGAGACACUACGAGACAGCCGACGUGAUACAGACAACGCGAGAACUACGGAAAAAAGCAGGGAAUUCGGGCCAGCCUCCACACAACCUUUCCACAUCCUCCUAUACCGCGAGCGCAUACUCCUGGCCGGUCGUGCCGGUUGGACAUGUAGAUGUUUUCCUCUGUAAAUCCAACAGUGCCUCAGACCAGCUGCUCUCGAUAACUAAACGGUUAAAACUUCCCAGCCCACACAACCCCAGACCACAGAAUUCGACCCGAUAUUUCGUCCAUUGCUAGCAGUGAAAAGUGCUGUUCCGGCUAGGGCGAAGUGGUAAAGUAAGCAUGUCUCCCAUCUACCUCAAGCAGCCUUUGGCUGUUCAUGGUGAAGAACCUAACCGUCAGGUCCGGGUUAUGUCAACUCCGCUCCCUCUCUUCCCUCGGUCGGUCGGUGAUAAGGCUGAGUGUAGCGGCUGACGUGACCUAAAGUCUACCGCGUGCAACAUGCAACGUUUACUGCUAAAUUAGGGACUCGGCGCAGCCCGACAAACGCACGCCACAAGCCAAUAUGGCCUUUGCUCGGGUUCAGCGCAUCAAUCGCGCAACCUGCGGAGGAGGGACAGAAACUGGUUUAAACCGAAAAUAGAUCGCGCAUGCUUGUCUAGCUUUAUAUCGUUUGUCGUUCUAGUGUGGGAUCUGAUGGACUGGCCGUGGGACCUUUGUCCGCGCACUUUGUUUCCAACUGUCAACCUUCUCUAUUCUCCGUGUGCUACAGUUUCAUUCGUGGACACACGUCACUCGCCCAACAUAUACUUAGACUACUUACUCGCAGUUAUUUGUUUACCAAUCGCAAACAACAUCCACAACAGCACCACUCUCUAAGCCCACUUAAGGGCUAACGAAAAUCCAUUCCAACACUGCAUACCCCUUUACAUAUUUCACCAAAGACUGCUCGUCACCCAGAUCACAAAUCCAACCCGGUGUAGAUGACCAUUUCCAAUUACGAUGUGCGAACGCUGAGGACUAAACACAGUACCUGUGCUAACUCAUGAAAUGUCAUGAAUUAACACAGGCAAACAACUUUUACGCAGAAUCGGUAAACACUACGGCUCCCAAAGUCUGAUAGCGGAAAAUAAAAGAUGUUUCAAAGAAAUAAAGCAAAGUUUGGUUUAGAAAAUAUUAUUUACUGAGAUAAAAAUAAAUAAUUUUCGACAAGAGUCACAUUUUCGAGAAACGCCUAUAUUACAACCAAGUUAAUAAAGGCUACGUAUGAGGGCGUAUAAAGGAGGAGGGCGCAUAAAAGGGCAAAAAUAAUUAAGGAUAGAAACAGAUACAAAAAAUCAGUACUUUGUUGAUUGUCUAUUUGAUUUAAUAACGGCAGAAAGUCUGUCAGACUUAGACAUGACGAGGUUAUCUAUGGUGGAUUGUAAAAUGUAAUUAUUGAGUAUGAAAUCCAAUUUUUCCUGCAUUGAAAGAGUCUUAUUAGCUUUGUGCCAAUUUCUUUUGACUAUUCCAAAAAGAUUUUCGAUAGGAUUCAAAUCGGGACUGUUGGCCGGGAUGAAAAUGGAUUGGAGGCAAAUUGCGGAGAGGGUGGUUGUUGUCUAAAAUGUUAGAUUAUAUUUGCAAGCGGCAUCAAAUUCGUACCUCUUUAGAGCGGUGGACAGGUGCAUUGUCGUGCAAAAUUACAGUAUCCAUUCGGCGCCGACUUAUGCCGUUGUAGCCGAAAGCAUCCUUGACAAUUGCAAUAAACACCUUGCUGUUGAUGGUGUCGGAUAUUGACCGCCAGACAGGCCGCUCACCGAAUUUAAUCGCCAUCCAAACCAUCAUCCGCCGACAGUUCUUGAAUGUUGCCGUCGGUGUAGUGCGUCCUCUUUGGAAGUUCUUUCCACAUAUGACGGUUUGGAGCGAUUUCGUAGGCUUGUCUAAAAAUAAAACCUCAUCGCAGAAGAAAAUGCUCUUCCAAAAUGAAGAUCUGUAAUCAAUAUACUUCUUAGCAAAUAAAAGCCGUUCUCUAAUUAGUUUUCUACUUAAAUAUGGCUUAAUCAUGGCCUUCAGCCGCUGCAGUUCAAAUUCCUUCAUCCUUUUCCUAAUGAUAUUCAUAGAAAACAUCGACAGAUGUUCCCGUUGAAUGGUCUCAAUGGGCAUGUAAUGAAACUUUUUUAAUGUACGACGAAUAAAAUCGUCGUCUUGCUUACUUGUGGACCGUUUGAGUCCCCCUAUCUUAUUUUCAGGAACAGUUUUAUCAUUAAUAAUGCGCCACAGAGUGACCUUACUAAUAUUGAAAAUACUAGCUAACGACUCACGCGGGAUCCCCUCCGCCGCUAAUUUUCGAAUACGCUGGAAGUCAACUUCGGAUAAGUAUUGCUUAGACAUAGGUAUCGUUUGGCGUGAUAGAGAAAAGUGACGGCAUGUCGCGCGAACUCAAUAUAUAUUCGUUUACGAUACGCAUUUUCGGUCUGGUAGAACAAUCACACUGAUAAACUUUUUUAUUUCGGUAUUUUGAAACAUAAAACUUUACGGAUUUGUAAAAUAGAAUUUUUAGAUGAAGAAUCUCAUCUUAUUUCCUGAACACAAUAAGAUAUAAUUUAUCUGCAUUUCCCUAAUCUUCUUGAUAUUGAAAUUUUUUAUUUUUGUACGAAAGUUUAUUAAAAAAUUUUUUCCUUUUAUUAAUCUCCUUAAACAGAUUAUUAAGGUAAAACAAGGAAUUUCGAUCCGAAAGCUUUAAUAGCGUGGGAAACUGCUUGAAUAUCAGGAAUCCUCCGAUUUCGCCUAAAUUCCGCCCGUUUUCUAUUAAAUAUACAGAUCCGUAUCAAACUUUCCUUCAGCAAACAGCCUUUUCGUCCUUAUUUCAACUAAAUAAACACAAAUAACAACACCAAAAAAUACGCUACAGUUUCCACUCUAAUUUUGACCUCGGCAUUUCAUGAGUUAGCACAGAUACUGUAUAUGCGCGGGGUAGUAAAAUGCUAACCGGUGGACCGUAUGUAUGAGAGUGGUGGUAAUAGGGGUUAUACGAGUGGGGCUUUACAUCAGGCAGCGGGGAGGCGGAGGAGCGAAAUGGAAAAAUAAAGUCGAAAGCUGCCAUGGGGUCUUGUCUGCGGUACAAUAAUAAGCCGAAAUCAGUCGCUUUACUCAAGCAAAAAUAAAAAUAUAUUAAUCGGAAAAAUUGAGAAAACUCAAUGCAUCACCGCUGGCUAAUUUACGUGGGAUCAGAAUCCAAGGUGGUUCAUGGUCACAAGGGGAUAGAGGGCAAUGAGUGACAGGUGGUGCCAAUUCGCGCAGAUCGUGGAAAGUAACGGCAAACUCAUCAACUAAACAAGUAAGUGCAAGCCAUGGAGUGAGAAGGAAGACAACCAAUCUUAGAUUGUAAAAACAAGUACCGCUGCUUACCAGAUUAACCAACGUUUUAACGCUCCUGCUUUACUGGCAGACACAUGCAUUCUGUCUACAAAUAUUUGAAGAAUUUCUUUACCACCCGUUUGCUCUCUGUGCUGAACUUUUUUAAAACUGGGCUUUCAAAGCAGUUUGCCACUUACUAGUAAUACACUGAAUUUCUACUGUUUGAAAUAAAGUUAGUUAUGCGGACUCAUCAAAAUGUCCGAUUGGAAUCUGUCUGGAAAAACGUUAUUUUUGCCUUUUACUAAAGAAUUGCGUAUGGGGGGUGCAAAAAAGAGAGCCAAUGUAGACAUUUCAGCACCGACCGCUCGGGGCGGUACGGAUCAACGAAUGUCAUCCUGCCGACAAAAUGCCGGCCAAAAACUACCGAAGAGCACCUCCUUUGAAAAAUAUGGAAGGUAGUUCUCCAUAGUUUUUCCUUACCUCGCGCAUUAUACUUAGUCUUUAUGAGGCGACCCAUCAGGUUAAAAGGUUCGUCACACAUCGCAUUGUAUCAUUCCAUUUCACCUACUUCCAACCUAAUACUCUGGUGUAUUUCUCACCAACUUCAGGUGGUAGAUUGGUAUAGAUAAGGGCCGGCUUCCUUGCCUCGUGUCUCCAUCACUAAUCGAGGCUGCUUUUGAGGCCCCUGAACACCAAAGCCCUGCGUUAGUACAUCAACUAGGUGUAACUAGACCUGCUAAUAUUUCUAUCCCGAGCGCUGGCCGUUAGCUCUUGUAUCAUUCAAGUCUGUUUCAUUUUCAUCCUAAUGAAGGCUCCAGGAGAAAUUCUCGGAGUGAAACAGCAGCCAGUCGUUCAGCCUUACAAACCCCCCUGAGUUUCCUUCGACAAAUGUCACCGCCUCCCCGACCAGCGACUGGCACACCCAUGCCUCGGAUUCCCAAGGCGGCCGUUUCUUCUACUCCCACCCUUGUUGCUCCACCGGCAGCCUCACUUAACCACGCCAGUUCCCCAUACUCUCUGAGAAAUACUCGCACAGGGUCCGCUGCCAAGUCUACACCCGGGGUUACUGGGACCAGAAAGUCUGUCCGCUUCCCAGAGAUUCUGUGGGCGACCCCGGGCGGCCAUUCAGGGAGUACUUCGAGUGGCGGAGGGCAAGCACUGCCGGUCACACCUCACACCUCUAUGACAACGGGUAUAUGACUUUCCUUUAUUUAGAGAAGGCAGGACUCCUGAUAGGGACUGUGUUAAAGGCAUUCGGAAGAUCCAUUUUUCGUUAUUAAUGAUAGGUGCUUGCAGCUCUUUUCCGCGCGACAUCGCCUAUGAGGUCCAUUGUAUGCAACCUCUUUAAGUCAGGAAUUACUUUGCACUUAGUUCACAAAUGCAGUGCAUAAUGAUCGGCGCAGUUCUCCGAUCUAAAGUCUAAGUUACAGUGCCGCUCGUCUUGAAUAUGUGUUAGGAUCAUUCGCACCACUGAGUUUGAGACCCGUUAUCGUUCUAUUUUCAAAAAUCAAAUUUAAAAUUUAACAAAAAAGUCGCUGAAUGUGAGCAGAAUAAUGCGUUUUCUAGAAUCCAAAUAAGAACAGUGCUCACAUGGUCUUAUUGAUUGGUAUUUUCCAUGAAACGGCUACUGCUUCUGGCGAUUCUCCAUCGCUUAUUCGCCUAAAAUGUAUAUGCCGCAACGUCAUUUACUUCCAGUUUUGCCGAUACUGUCAAACACCAAGAUCAGCUCAUAUAUUUGGAACUUGUCACUUUCAAUCUUUCCUCCAGAUACAACCCGCCGAGUCUCGAAAUCCCGCAGGAUGGCCAGCUCAAUCGAUCCUUCCUUUAAAGCUACCAAUUCGCCGGCUUCGUGA
Messenger RNA from Spirometra erinaceieuropaei, 14727 nucleotides. The record is from the annotation of a GenBank genome assembly. NCBI's taxonomy places the organism in Eukaryota, Metazoa, Platyhelminthes, Cestoda, Diphyllobothriidea, Diphyllobothriidae.